Messenger RNA from Thamnophis elegans (Western terrestrial garter snake), 1717 nucleotides. It is a transcript of the gene SHF, whose product is annotated as Src homology 2 domain containing F. The transcript is spliced from 7 exons. Bases 1 to 1332 code for a protein of 443 amino acids. Gene Ontology annotation, molecular function: phosphotyrosine residue binding. NCBI's taxonomy places the organism in Eukaryota, Metazoa, Chordata, Lepidosauria, Squamata, Natricidae. The record is from RefSeq and is a predicted model, not a curated record.
AUGGCUCGCUGGCUCCGCGACCGCCUUCUCUUCCGCAGCGCCAAGCCGGAGCCCCCGCAGCCGGACUACGCGGCGGGUCCCGAGCAGCCGGACUUGCUGGCCGCCUACCGCCUGCAACGCGAGCGCGACUUCGAGGAUCCUUACGGCGGGGGCUCCGGAGACCCUCCGGCCGCCCCGCCACGCUGCCGCUCGCCCCGCCGGAGGCUCAUCCGGGUGGAAGCGGAGAGGGCGACGGCGACGGCGGCGGCGGGGCCCCCCUCCCUCGGGCUGGGAGACCCGCCGGACCAGAAGGAGAACAAGGUCUUGCGGCGGGAGAUGGCCAUUAUUCCGCAAGACUAUUCAGACCCGUUCGACACACGGCAAGACACUCGCAGUCAGACGGAGGAGCAGCAACGGGAUAAAAAUGACGGAUAUGUGGAGCCCUUCGAAGCUCAGAAGAUGCUGGCUGAGGUUCAGAAGAACGGGUCCAAGGAGGAACUGGCCACUCAGAAGCCUCUGCACUUGUAUGACACGCCCUACGAAGCCCCUGAGAAUGAAUCAGGCCCAGAGGACCAAGUUUCUUCUCAGCCUGCUGUCUCCUGCCGCUACUCGUGGUUGCCAGAAGAUGAUGAGAGGCCUCCAGAGGAGUAUGACCAGCCCUGGGAGUGGAAGAAGGAGCGGAUCUCCAGAGUCUUUGCUGUGGAGAUUGAAGGGGUCAAAGAUUUGCCGUGGCCUCCGCCGGUUGGACAGCUUGAUGGCUCAACUAACCACUUGGAACCUGAGAAACACCUCCUUCUCCAAAGCGCCAGCUCCAGAGAUGCUCCUUCGGGCCUCCAGAAUGCCAGUACCAGCGCUCCGGACUCUUCUGCUUUGUCCUGUCCCCUGGAAGUCAAUGGUGCAGCCACGGCGAAAGACCACGUGCCCGUGUGCCUAGAGGGAAAGAGUGCCCCCUGUUGGUUGAGCCCAGAGGAUGGGGUCGCUUUUGGCGAAUAUGUCAAUCCUGCAUUGCCGCUGGAGAGCCAAGCGUGGUAUCAUGGGACCUUGAGUCGGGCGGAUGCUGAGACCCUUCUCCGACUCUGCCGGGAAGCCAGUUACCUGGUUCGGAACAGCGAAAGUAGCCACGAUGCCUUUUCCCUCUCCCUCAAGAGCAGCCAAGGGUUCCUUCACAUGAAACUCUUGCAGACAGAAGACAACAAGUUUGUCUUGGGCCAGUACAGCCCUCCCUUCAACAACGUCCCGGAAGUGAUCCACCACUACGCCAGCCACAAGCUGCCCAUCCAGGGGGCUGAACACAUGUCCUUGCUUUACCCGGUCUCUACUCAGCCCUCCAGUUGCCUGGCUGCGGAGCAGUGACUUGCACUGAAGGGCCCGAAAGGCAUGGGCUGGAGCCAUGCAUGAAAAUCCCAGGUCGGGUGGACCAUGUGUGGUCUACAGGCCCUUCAUUGCAUGGAGCAGGCAAGAAGCCCCUGAGGUUGGAAACCGUUCAUUGGUGGACCAGAGGUCUGCAGAUCCAAGAAUGGUUGCAUCAUAUGCUCCGUCGUGGCCAAUGCAGCCACACUUUGCAUGUUGGACUCCAAAGCCUUCUUCAAGGGCUCCAGAUCAUCCUUCUUCUCCAUGUAGGGAGUGGCCAGUUCUGAGAUGGACCUUGUGAGCAUCAUCAAAUCCAGACUCUUGCACCGAUGCCCCUGCAUCCAUCCUGCUCGCCUCCCAAAUCCUGAAUCCCGUCAGUGCUCAUCCA